Drosophila teissieri is the source of this 1727-nucleotide messenger RNA. RefSeq lists its product as uncharacterized. NCBI's taxonomy places the organism in Eukaryota, Metazoa, Arthropoda, Insecta, Diptera, Drosophilidae. The record is from RefSeq and is a predicted model, not a curated record. The transcript has a single exon. The coding region runs from base 55 to 1674 and encodes 539 amino acids.
UACAGAAUUUUAUAAACAUGAACUGGGCGAUAAUUCCAACAAGAUGUUGUGCCAAUGAGAACAAUGUCAAUGCGGAUUUGGAGCCACGUCGCAGUCGGUCUUUCACUACAGGCAUUGGCAAUCCUGGCGAGCGUUGGACAAGCUGCCGGCCGAUCUGAUGGAACAUCGGAACACCGGACCCCAUAUGUGGAUACUUCGUGGCCCAGGCGGCAAUACAGCAGCGAGCGAAGGGAUAGCCAGGACCUCAGGGAAUUGGCGCCAUCGGGGCCACGUUACUUUUCCGAUCCCGAAGUCCUUUUCCAGCGGUUGGACGACAUGGAGCAGAAAAUGGGGACACCUGAAAGAAAAGCUUCCUCUGGCAAGUUGAAAUCUGAAAAGUAUCUGGUCGGACCUAAGAAUAUUGCCGCCCAGCUGUUCAAAGACAACCUAUAUAAAUUUCCCAUUGAUGAGAGCGAUGAUGGUGUGGAUAAGCAGGAAGAGGAGGAUCCAUUCGAGUCCCUGGCCAGGAUGAACUUCAAUGAGCAGUUGAAGGAGCGAAAGCCCGAUCGAGAGCUAAAGAGAAUGCUGGGUGGCUUCAGGAACAACCAUCGGGAUGGAAAACCAGCAGUGGCCACCGCCAAUCUGCUGGCCAAGGUGGUUAGCUCCAAGAUCGAUCAGCCACGGAAGUCUGGCACUUGUCGUGGCACCACAGGUCGCCCAAUGUCCACCACGAAAAGCACUACGACUCAUCGGACGACUGUUAGUACCACAACCCGUGGUCCCACCACUUUCUGCCUACCGGAACCCAUCUCCGAUGCUCCUUUCAAGUCGCUUCCCACACCCCCACCUACACCACGUCUACCUCCUAUAUCACCAUCCCGUCCACCAACCACGCGAAAACCUAGUUGCCCAAGGAUUCAGCCCAACAAAAGUCCCUACUCGCCGCAAUCUCAAAAGCCAGGAGCUGCCAAGGUGCUGAUGGAAAUUAUUUCGGCCACCAAGCAGCAUGCCCUUGCGGUGCUCAAGAAUCUCAACUACCUGGAGAUGGAGCUGCUGAGUCGCUCAACGGACGACGAUGUGUGUGCGGAGUCGGAAAACCCGGCUAAAGAGAAAGAAGCACCCACAAAGACGGGUGAACGUGUCGUGAAUCCCGAGCUAAGGUCCCAUUUUCAGGUCUUCUCCUUUGGCAUACGACCUGCGAGCCAGAAAGAGAGCCUCUACGAUUUGGCACUGGCCAAGGAGGAGGAGCUGAAGCUGGAGGAUCGGGUGUGGGAGGAGCACCUGCAGCAGAUGAAGCUGAAGAGGCCAAUAAAACCAAAGAGGUUUGAGGCUGCUCCGGCGAACGCUGCACGCCUGGAACCUUUCCAGGAGCCUCGAAAGCCCCUGAAGUCCUUGACGCCCAUGGAGCAAUUGGCUCCCCCAGAGCCAGAAAUUUCUACUGAUAACAGACGCAUCAAUCUGGAAGCCUUGAGCGUGGUUGUCAAACCAUUGUCUUCUGUUCCCAGAAAGGAUUCCCCUAACUCGUCGCCACGGGCACAAAUGAAUGCCAUACAAUUGGAGGGCAACAGCGAUGAGCAACUGCAUCCAAGCCAUAGAUUUCAAUCGAGACCAAGAAAGAAGAAAAAACACAAGUUGUACGCCACGGAACAGCAGACACAGGCCAGAAAGCUACCCAUUGCUGGCGUUUUUUAUUAAGUCAUUUGUGUAAAUAUAAUAAGAGUUUUAAUCAAACAUUUACUCAACAUUCA